AUGGCAUCCCAAACGCAGACGGGUCAACGACCCAAGGUCCAGCCUUGCCGGUACAAGACUGGGAAAACGCUCGGAGCUGGCUCCUACUCAGUGGUGAAGGAAUGCGUACACAUCGAUACUGGUCGAUACUACGCAGCGAAAGUGAUCAAUAAGCGGUUAAUGGCCGGGCGUGAGCACAUGGUUAGGAAUGAGAUUGCGGUGCUGAAGAGAGUCUCCAUGGGCCAUCAGAACAUUCUGACUCUGGUUGAUUACUUUGAGACCAUGAACAAUCUAUACCUCGUCACAGAGCUUGCUCUGGGUGGAGAGCUGUUUGACCGCAUCUGUCGUAAAGGGAGCUAUUACGAGUCCGAUGCGGCCGACCUCAUCCGUGCGGUCCUCUCCGCGGUGGCUUAUUUGCAUGAUCAUGGCAUUGUGCAUCGUGAUUUGAAACCUGAGAACCUGCUGUUCCGGACACCGGAGGACAAUGCGGAUCUCUUGAUUGCGGACUUUGGCCUGUCCAGGAUCAUGGACGAGGAGCAGUUCCAUGUCCUCACCACGACAUGUGGCACGCCAGGUUAUAUGGCUCCGGAGAUCUUCAAGAAGAGUGGACAUGGAAAGCCAGUGGAUAUCUGGGCCAUCGGUGUCAUCACUUACUUCCUACUCUGCGGCUACACUCCCUUCGAUCGUGACUCCAACCUGGAAGAGAUGCAGGCCAUCCUUGCAGCCGACUACUCUUUCACGCCUCUCGAGUACUGGCGUGGUGUUUCCCAAUCAGCCCGGGACUUCAUCAAGGGUUGUCUGACAGUCGAUCCCAAGGCCCGAAUGACCGCCCAUGAAGCCCUCCAGCAUCCCUGGAUCAACCCGCCCUAUGAUCUCAACAACGAAGGUGUCUCGGGCGAGGACUUGUUGCCGACAGUCAAGAAAAACUUCAAUGCUCGUCGGACACUGCACAAAGCCAUCGAUACCGUUCGUGCCAUCAACAAGCUCCGCGAGGGAGGAGGGCUCAUGAUGGAUGGUGUGAUGAGCCUUGAUCCCAAGCCGGAGCAUGUCAAUGGUAGUGAGGUUACCGAGGAGCAACAUGAUGGGCGGAUGGAGAUUGACAGCCGCGGUGACGCACGUGGGCAAACUGAGGAGCAGAUUCGGGAGCAGGAGCGAAGGGUCAAGGAAACUGUGGCUGGGUUGUGGAGUAGGUCCGUGAGGAAAUGA
This is a messenger RNA of Aspergillus udagawae, 1185 nucleotides long. Its product is annotated as serine/threonine-protein kinase. Bases 1 to 1185 code for a protein of 394 amino acids. The record is from RefSeq and is a predicted model, not a curated record. Gene Ontology annotation, biological process: cellular response to oxidative stress; protein phosphorylation. Gene Ontology annotation, molecular function: ATP binding; calmodulin binding; calcium/calmodulin-dependent protein kinase activity. The transcript is spliced from 4 exons. Lineage: Eukaryota; Fungi; Ascomycota; Eurotiomycetes; Eurotiales; Aspergillaceae.